GCUGUGCAUGCUGCUUGGGUGGCGCCGGUUGGAGACUUCAGACGUGCUAUACUUGGGCCCAGGGGUCUUAGACUGUUCCAGGUCUAGAAAUGUCUAAUGCAAGAGAAAAGAAACAUGCCAAGAAAAUGAGAAACCAACCAACCAAUGUGACCUUGUCUUCAGGUUUUGGAAUUACUGAUGAGAAAGGAGUAAAGCAUCAUAAUGGAAAUGAAAAAUCUUUCCAUUAUCAAAAACAAGAGCCCCAUGCUGGAGCUCCACAGCAUCAGCAGCCAAAAUUGACACAUGUAUCUUCUGAACCUUGUAUGAAUGAACAGCCUUCCAAGGGUCAUUGCAAAGGAGAAAAGGGCAAAGGACAAGCAGGAUGGAGAGGAGGGCACCAAGGUGCUGCUCGGGAAAUCCCUAAAUAUAUAACUGCAUCUACUUUUGCACAGGCCCGAGCUGCUGAAAUUAAUGCCAUGUUGAAGGCAGUGACCCAGAAAUCUUCUAAUUCACUAGUGUUCCAGACUCUUCCCCGACAUAUGAGAAGGAGGGCUAUGAGUCAUAAUGUGAAACGCCUUCCCAGACGGCUGCGCGAGAUUGCUCAGAAAGAGGCAGAGAAAACAGAGCAUCAGAAGAAGGAACAUUCAAAAAAUAAAUGCCGCAAGGCUCGGAGAUGCCACUUAAACUUGCUCUUGGAAUUUAACCGGAGACAAAAAAAGAAUGUAUGGUUAGAAACACACAUUUGGCAUGCCAAAAGAUUCCAUAUGGUGAAGAAAUGGGGAUACUGUAUAGGAGAGAGUCCCACAGUUAAGAGCUAUCGAGCCUCCUAUAGAGCAAUGACAAACCAUUGCCUGCUUCAGGAUUUAUCAUACUACUGUUGUCUGGAGUUAAAUGGCAAAGAGGAAGAAAUACUAAAAGCACUCUCUCGAAUGUGUAGCAUAGAUACAGGACUCACUUUUGCAGCAGUUCAUUGUUUGUCUGGAAAACGGCAAGGCUCUUUAGUCCUUUAUCGGGCUGAUAAAUAUCCUGAAGAAAUGCUUGGUCCCAUUACAUUUAUUUGGAAAUCUGAGGAUGGCACUAUUACUACUUCUAUAAAUAGAAAACUGUGGUUAUGGACACAUCCAACCCUCAAACAGGACAUAUUAACUGAACUAAAAGCAGUAUGUCAGUGUGUACCACUUCCAGAAGUAGCUACUUCUAUCCCUGAAGUAGUUUUGACACCACCUAAAGAGAAAAGCCACAUUGAGCAGACGAAGAACUGCAGGAAAAGAAAGAGAGAUGAUGGAGAGAAAAAUGCUAAUAACCCAGUGAAAAAAAUUGUGGGUGAUGGGACUAGAAAUCCAUUUCAGCCAUAUUCUUGGACAUCUCCAACUACUGGCAUUGUGAUCAGUGAUUUGACAAUGGAGAUGAAUAGAUAUCGACUGAUUGGUCCACUAUCUCACAGUAUUCUUACUGAGGCCCUGAAAAUUGCUUCUGUCUAUACUGGAGUAGGAGAUGCAGAGACAUUACCUCACAGUUGGUGGAUUGACACUUGUAAGAAUCCUGAUAAAGUAGCUGUCCAUCAUCAUCAAGAAGCCAUUUUUGAAUUAUUGGGAGGAAUAGCAUCUCCAGCAGAAAUUCCAGCAGGUACUAUCCUGGGUCUGACAGUUGGAGAUCCUCGAGUAAAUUUACCUCAGAAGAAGUCCAAGGCUUUGCCCAAUCUAGAAAAAUGCCAAGAUAAUGAAAAAGUUAGACAAUUGCGCCUGGAGGGUGUGCCUGUGGAGUGUUCUCAUAGUUUUAUCUGGAACCAGGAUAUAUGUAAGAGUGUCACAGAGAAUAAAAUCUCAGAAAAGGAGCUAAACCAGAUGAGAAGUGAAUUGAUGGUGCCUGGGUCACAGCUUAAUUUAGGCCACCGUGAAUCCAAGAUACCUAUACUAUUGAUCCAACAACCAGGGAAAGUAACUGGUGAAGAUCGACUAGGAUGGGGAAGUGGCUGGGAUAUCUUAAUCCCAAAAGGUUGGGGAAUGGCUUUCUGGAUUCCAUUUAUCUAUCGUGGUGCAAGAGUUGGAGGAUUAAAAGAAGGUCUCAUACACUCUCGGUAUAAGGGAGCACCCAGCAUCCCUGAUGAUUACCCAGACUGCCCUGCUGGAAUUUUGUUUGCCACAGAACAAGAAAACAAUCUUCUGGAAAAAUACAAAAGACACCCACCUGCAAAGAGGCCCAACUAUGUCAAACAUGGUACUUUGUCACCUUUCCGAUGUCCUUGGGAACAGUUAACUCGAGAUUGGGAAUCCAGAAUUAAGGCUCAAGAGGGAUCACCUGUGUCUCCUUGUUCAUCGGCCACUGGCAAGAGUGACACUGGAAAAGAAGACUUUUGUGUUGUGGAGGGUGAUCAGGUGCCACAGCUGACUUGUGAAACUGAGGCUUUGCAAGACAACCCCGGGGAGCCAGAAGAGAUGAUGGACACAGAUUCCCAAGGUGCUACAAUAGCAAGAGACACAACAGAUGAAGAUAUAUGUGGAAAAAAUGGUGGUAGAGCAAAGAGCACCUUCAAUGUUCUUAGGAAUAGGAAAUUAUUGAAGUGCUUAUCAGCCUGGUGUCAGCCUGUUGGUAGAAGAAAUCAAGCAGCCCUCAGAGCUUCCAGGAUGCAUCAGCAGGAGCUGACGAGAGCUACCUGCUUGUCCAUCUUAUGUAGCUAUCCAAGAUCCCUGGUGUGGGUCAGCCUCUCUUUGCUCAGAAAGGGAAAUCCAGAGUUGCAUACCAUGAUUUGCAUCCCAUCAAAAGAGGAUUUCCUGCAUCUAAAUGAAGACCGGCUUUAUUGUGGCCCCCAAGAGUCCAAACACAGUGACCCAUUCAAGGCUAAGGCACGGAAACAAAAAGAAAAGAAGAAAACAGAGAAGGGUCAGAAACAAGAAAGAGGCGCUGCUGGAGAGAGUCACUGCACCAGGGGGUGUGCAGAGGUAAUUCCUGGCUUGUGGCCGCAUCCUCUCCCCGAUGUCACUGACCACUGUUCCCGGACCCUCCUUGGAUUUGUUACACAAGGAGAUUUCUCACUGGCUGCUGGCUGUGGAAGGGCUUUAGGGUUUGUUAGUUUGACUGGCCUGUUAGAGAUGCUCUCAAGUCAGCCGGCUGACAAGAGGGGGCUAGUUUUAUUGAGAACACCAGCAUCUCUUCAGUAUCGAUUUGCUAGUAUAAUUAUUGAUAUAUAAAUGCCAUUUUCUAUGACAACGAAG
This is a messenger RNA of Gracilinanus agilis (Agile Gracile Mouse Opossum), 3191 nucleotides long. RefSeq names its product POP1 homolog, ribonuclease P/MRP subunit (gene POP1). Gene Ontology annotation, cellular component: nucleolar ribonuclease P complex; ribonuclease MRP complex. The record is from RefSeq and is a predicted model, not a curated record. Gene Ontology annotation, biological process: tRNA 5'-leader removal. The coding region runs from base 90 to 3167 and encodes 1025 amino acids. The transcript is spliced from 16 exons. Lineage: Eukaryota; Metazoa; Chordata; Mammalia; Didelphimorphia; Didelphidae.